Manis javanica (Malayan pangolin) is the source of this 4767-nucleotide messenger RNA. RefSeq names its product transmembrane protein 181 (gene TMEM181). NCBI's taxonomy places the organism in Eukaryota, Metazoa, Chordata, Mammalia, Pholidota, Manidae. The record is from RefSeq and is a predicted model, not a curated record. Gene Ontology annotation, molecular function: toxic substance binding.
CGGCGGCGGCGCGUCGCGCUCUGACGAGUUCGCGGGCCCGGCAGCUCCGCGGCCGCUGUCGCUCGGCUUGCGGCUGUGGCUGCCGCGGUGCUGUGGACGCCGGGCAGGCUCGGGGCACGCGCCGGGCGCCGCGAUGGAACCCAACCCUUUGGGACUCUGCAUGUCUCCGGCUGCAGACGUGGACACUGAGCCCUGAGAGUUUUGUAGCUUGCUCACGGUCUUCUGCCCAGGCUGGCGCCCAUGCGGUUGUACACUCUCUCCAAGCGCCACUUUGUCCUCGUGUUCGUCAUCUUCUUCGUCUGUUUUGGCCUGACCGUCUUCGUCGGGAUCCGAGGACCCAAAGUGAUCCAGACUUCUGCAGCUAAUUUUUCACUAAAUAAUAGCAAAAAGCUAAAGCCAAUUCAAAUACUUUCAAAUCCAUUGUCUACGUAUAAUCAGCAACUAUGGCUGACAUGUGUUGUUGAGUUUGAGCAAUCAAAAGAAAUGUCUAUUCAGAUAAAGUUUCUCAUGACUGUUAAGGUCGAUGGUGUGGCUCAAGAUGGAACCACCACGUUCAUUCAUAACAAAGUCCACAAUCGGACAAGGACCCUCACGUGUGCAGGGAAGUGUGCAGAAAUUAUUGUGGCCCACCUUGGCUACUUGAAUUACACUCAGUACACGGUGAUCGUGGGAUUUGAACACCUGGAACGACCCAUUAAGGAAAUGAACUUCACAUGGAAGACUUAUGACCCUGCAUUUUCCCAGUUGGAAAUUUGGUUCCGAUUUGUCUUUGUGGUGCUUACCUUCAUUGUCACUUGCCUGUUCGCACAUUCCCUCCGGAAGUUUUCCAUGCGGGACUGGGGGAUCGAGCAGAAAUGGAUGUCCAUCCUGUUGCCUCUGCUGCUACUUUACAACGACCCAUUCUUCCCCCUCUCCUUUCUGGUGAACAGCUGGUUCCCAGGCAUGCUGGACGACCUCUUUCAAUCUGUGUUCCUGUGCGCCUUGCUGCUCUUCUGGCUGUGUGUGUACCACGGGAUACGGGUUCAGGGAGAAAGGAAGUGUUUGACUUUCUAUUUGCCUAAAUUCUUAAUUGUUGGACUGCUGUGGUUGGCUUCUGUUACACUAGGAAUAUGGCAGACGGUUAAUGAAUUACACGAUCCAAUGUACCAAUAUCGAGUUGACACAGGAAAUUUUCAGGGGAUAAAGGUUUUCUUCAUGGUGGUGGCAGCUGUGUACAUCUUGUACCUCCUGUUCCUGAUAGUGCGGGCCUGCUCCGAGCUCCGCCACAUGCCUUACGUAGAUCUCAGGUUAAAAUUUUUGACUGCAUUGACUUUUGUAGUGCUCGUGAUUAGCAUUGUCAUCCUUUAUUUGAGGUUCGGAGCACAGGUGUUACAAGACAAUUUCGUGGCUGAACUGUCAACUCACUACCAGAAUUCUGCUGAAUUCUUAUCUUUCUAUGGCUUGUUGAACUUUUACCUCUACACUUUGGCCUUCGUGUAUUCUCCAUCGAAGAACGCCCUGUAUGAGUCCCAGCUGAAAGACAACCCUGCGUUCUCCAUGCUGAAUGACUCUGAUGAUGAUGUGAUCUAUGGGAGUGACUAUGAAGAAAUGCCCCUGCAGAACGGCCAGGCCAUUCGAGCCCAGUACAAGGAGGGCCCUGAGAGUGACUGAGCUCUGGCGGGCUGGCAGGACCCGGGAGCCUGGCGUUCUGCAGCGGCCACUGCCUGGUCCUCCCUGGCCUCGAUGUUCGGACUUGUCUUAUAAGCAGAGAAUUCCUCGUCCUUAUUUGUUUACAUAUUUUUGAAAGGAAAACCAAAACUGGGGACAAAUUUAAACAAUGGGCCAAAUUUAUUGUUAGAGUGGCUACAGUUAUUUGGGAAGAGAGAUGGUGAUAAAAAGUUCAAACAGACAAAAUCCCCUUUCAAGAUUCCAGAUGAGAAGUAGCUUGUUUUCGUGGUGAGGAGGAAAUUACUCCGGUUUUUAGUAGAAUUGUGAAUUUUAAAAAGUAGUUUACUUAUUCCAAAUUCACGGACAGCCCUUCUGAGCAAGGCCCACAGCAUGUGGACCCUCCUCUGCUUUCUUCUUCCUCCCUGCCCACCGUGGUGUGGGCCUUUUAGCUCCAAGGGAAGCCUGAUUUUGUGGCAGUCCUUCCCACUGAGUAGCCUAGCUCUAGAUAGCCAAUUCUCUAAGUGACCCCUCCUGGUUGUUGUGAAAUGCCCAUUAGGGAAGCGGUGGGUGGGCAGGAGCUGGCCCCUCACUACCCCUGCAGCAGUGCUAGCCACUAGCUGUGGUGGAGUUCGGAGGGAGGCUGAGGCGGCACACGAGGAGAGGGUGACAUAACUGAGAAGUGCCAGUGGGGAGGGGUCGCUGCCGUUGUUUUCCAAGGGCCUGUGUGUACACAUGGCACUACAGACUAGAGUGUGAACAGAUGUCCCUGUGGUUGGGGUGGGGAAGAGAGUAUCCAUGGCAGCUGCAGUAAGCAGUGGCUUCUGUUAAAGAUGACACCUCACAGAGCUUUUUUUUUUUUUUUAUAAAUAAAAGCUUAACAAUUUAUUGAUACAACACUAGAGAUUCUUUAUUGUCAGAAAGCUUUUCAGUUUCACACUUGGAAACUAGAUGAGAGACUAAAACAUUUUAGAUGGCUUAUGGAAGAACCUCUCAGGGAGAAGGUAACCUUUGGCGAUCAUUACCUGCCCUCAGUGUCUAAGGUGGAAAGGAAAAGUCUGGAGCUGCUGAGUCUGUGGAAUCCUAGACGACCCUGGAGAGCUCCCAGGUUCUCUUUGUCUGAGACUAAGGACAGAAGGCCAGUGGAUACCUCCCUGGUUUUUCCUGGCAUAUGCAUGGUAGUGACUCUUGGCUGUUACCAUAGUGAUGAUCGCACUUCCUGGCAAACACAGGGAGAGGAUGUGAUUGUUGGGCUCUGCAGACAGUACUUACGUUUUCUUCAUCUAUGCAUUAACUCUCAAAUUACCAUUCAUAGCUAAAUAUUACAUUCCAUGUUAGGUAGAACUGGGAUUUUAUAGAGAUUCAUGAGAGACUGUUCAUUAUGAUUUCAUAUCUUUCUUUUUAAUUUAAACUAAUGAUAAUGUACCUUUAAUAUGGAUUCCAUUUAUAUUUGUUUUUAAAACCUUGUAAAUAUGUUUAAAACAACCGUAUUGCAAAGAUGACUCUAAUUUACAUGGUUUUUAUACAUUUUCAAUGGUGUGAUUACUUUUUUUGAUUGUGUACUCAGAGGUAUUGAAAGAAUUUUUGUCACCAAAUAUACUUCUAUUAAGACUAACUAUAAUUUUAUGUAAAUUGACAAACCUACUUGUGUUAAGGUAUUCUAGUUUGUGAUAGUUUAUAAGUUUUAAUCAUUAUAAAAUAAUUGUCCAUAAUUUGGAAUGUUAUUUAUCAGUAAAUAUAAAAUAUUUGAGGCAUUUAGCCUCACAUUAGAACUUUUUAAAACUUGUCAUUGUCCUAUAGUAUAAAUUAUAAACUGAUGACAUCUUCAUAUCUUGAUCCUUGAUGAUGUCAGUGAAAUGAAAAACAUAGGACUAUUUACUUUUUGUAACUUAAGUUUGAAACAAAUUACAAAAGGAAGUACUUACUGAAAAGGCAUGACAACCGUUUUCCCCAUUUCUCUUCUCUGGUGUAUCAUAUAUAUGAACAUACUACAUAAUCUAUGUAAAAAUUUGCUUACGGUGUAUAGCAGUUAGCAUGUUAUUUCCUAUGUGUUCGUAAGUAUUAGGUUGAAGCACUAAAGUCUGCCAGAAACUUUAGACAGUAGUAAGAAAAAUUUUUUUUCUUGUUAUCAGUUUUGCAAACUUAAAAUUCAAAGAGCUAACUUUAUUUCUUCCAUGGUAACAGCUUGAAUAAAGUCAUCUUUGGGAUAAUUUUUUAUACUGGUCCCAUCAAGGGGACCUGGAAGAUGACCAUAGUAAACCAUUUCAGCCUCCCCAGGGAGAGCUUCAUUAUCCUUGUGGGUAGGAGGUCUGCUUGAUUUAUCAUUAAAUCAUUACAGCAGUGAAGUGAUGCAGUUUUCUCUCUCUUAAGCUCCAUUUGAAAGGCUAGAGAAGGGGACAUAUAAAAUAUAUUAAAGGUUUGUAAGAUUGUUCCUGUACAUAAUCAGGUUGCAGUUAAGAGCUUAGAUACUGUGUGUAAAUGCAGCCUAUUAACUGGGCAGGUUGCAAGAAGGGUAUCACCAAACUAAGGAUUUUGUGAACUAUUUACUGAAAGUAGUUAUGUUAAAUGGGUCAUAAUGUGGUAACUUGUAUCCUGGAGUCCUUUUCACAGGGAAAAAGAGCAGCUUAUAGAAAGGAUAAUUAAAAGGGACAUCAAAACUAGACUUAAAGCACUGAAGUAUACUUAUAUAUUUUGAGGGUUUUAAAAACCAGUUGCCUUAGAAAUUAUAGACUUUUGGAAAAAAAGAUACAGAUCUUUCCCCAGGCCCAAGAGAAGUUGCUUUAGUCUGUGACAUCUUGUUACCCUGGUUAUCUUGAUUUGAAGUGUUUUAGGUAUUCUGGUAACUAUAAUCCAUACACUAAAUGCAGGAUUUUCUGCUAUUGGAAACUGCCUUUUUACAAAAAGACUAUAAAUGUUUGUAAAAUAAAAUAACUCUAAACUUUAAGCUCCAAAGGAAAGAGAACUAUGUAUUAGAUCUUGGAACUGUGUCAGUAAGCAGUCACACCUGGUCACAGAAUGAGCUUUGAAACCAAUAAAAGUGAAUAUUCACAUGAAGCUUACACUUUGGGAAUGGCUUUCUCAGACUACUCUGCUGGUAAACAUUAAUAAAUAUUUAAUAUUCAG